GAGCAAAGAUAAACAGAGUGAAUCCUCUGGUGCCUGUUGAACAUGUUUAAAGUUGCGUCCUGUGCGGGUGGCCGGCGGGCGCUUUUGACGGGACGUCCCGGCUGUCGGCGCCAAUGUUCGGCUGAAAUCCACCUGGCGAGCGAUGCAUCAUGUCAGAAAUCAGACUUGAGAUCCUCUCGCACAGAUAUACCAGAGAUGCCUUCUUGCAAUUUCACUCCAGAGGAAUAUAAGGGAAUGUCAAAAGCAAGAAUGAUAGAGAUCCGCAAACAGACCUGCAACCCCAUGACCAUGAAAGUCACAUACUACAAGAAACCAGUGUUCAUCCAUCAGGGCCACAUGCAGUAUCUGUGGGAUGUGGACGGGACCAGAUACCUGGAUCUAUUUGCCGGUGUGGCCACUGUCAGUGUGGGCCACUGCCACCCGAAAGUAACUGUUGCUGCUGAAAAACAGCUGAAAAAACUUUGGCAUACCACUUUCAUUUACGUCUACCCUGGUCUCCAAGAAUACUGUGAGAAACUUGCCUCCUAUCUGCCUGAUCCUCUUAAGGUGGUUUUUCUGACAAACAGCGGCUCUGAAGCAAACGACCUCGCAAUGUUUAUGGCUCGUCUCUACACUGGAAAUUUUGACAUAAUCACUUUCAGAGGAUCAUAUCAUGGUGGCAGCCCGAUGGCAAUGGGUCUGACAUCCAAUGCAGCCUAUAAAUACCCUGUUGCCAACGGUUUAGGUUGUACAAACACGAUGUGUCCGGACGUGUUCAGAGGUCCUUGGGGAGGAAGGCACUGCAGGGACUCACCUGUGCAGACUACCAGAGACUGUAGCUGUGCUCAAGGUCACUGCGCAGCAAAUGAGCAAUACAUCAGACAACUUAAAGAGACAUUAGCUACAAGCGUCCCUCCUAGAAUUGCUGCUUUCUUUGCAGAACCUAUUCAGGGAGUCGGAGGAGCUGUUCAGUACCCUAAAAACUACCUCAAGGAGGCUUUCAAACUUGUCAGAGAGAGAGGAGGGAUCUGCAUUGCUGACGAGGUUCAAACUGGAUUUGGACGAACUGGAAGCCACUUCUGGGGUUUCCAAGGACAUGAUGUCAUCCCUGACAUGGUUACAAUGGCAAAGGGCAUUGGUAAUGGAUUCCCUAUGGGAGCUGUUGUUACAACACCAGAAAUUGCUAAUUCUUUUGCCAAGGGAGUGCAUUUUAACACCUUUGGUGGAAAUCCUGUGGCCUGUGCCGUUGCUUCAGCAGUGCUUGACACAAUGAUAGAGGAUGGCACACAGAAGAACAGUCUUGAUGUGGGCACCUAUCUAAUGACAGAGCUGGCAAAACUUCGAGACAAGUAUGAAAUCAUUGGCGACGUCCGUGGAAAAGGGCUUCAGAUCGGUGUGGAAAUGGUCAAAGACAAGACCAGCAGAGAUCCACUGCCUCCUGAAGACUUCGCCGAGAUCUUUGAGGAUGUUAAAGAUAUGGGAGUCCUCAUAGGCAAAGGAGGAGUUUAUGGACAGAUCUUCCGCAUCAAACCCCCCAUGUGCAUCACGAAGGAGGAUGCAGAUUUCUUCCUGGCGGUUUUUGACAAAUCCGUCCACAACUACAUGGAGAAAAGAUGAAAGCUUGAAAAAAGGUCAGGUGACUCAGAGGGGAGCCCAGAACCACAAAAACAUACUAAAAAAGUUAAUGAUGUUUUAUCCUCAAUAAUGGCUCAAUUAUCCUCUGGUCCUUCUAAAUUUUGUAGCCAGUAAAAUGGGAACAUUUUAAAAGCUGCUGUGUUGUUGCAAGCUCUUAGUACAUUAAUUGUUCUGUACUAAAAAUGUAAAUAUAUUUUUCACUGUGACUAUAAUCUAUAUUCUGCUUUCAAUGAAGUCUUUUGUUGAAUCUGUCAUACUAAAUGUCCAGAGAGAAAUUGGCUUUGAACCGCAUUGGUGUACAAUCUUUUUUAUCGUCACAUUUUUUAUUUGUGAUCAAUUUGAUUUCUUUAGAUAACACAAUGUGCCUUUGCAUUGUCAAUAAAUGAUAUUUUAUUCAAUAAUCUAAGAUGGGUGCAAAACUCUUAUUUUGGUUGUAUCAAGAAUACAAUUCAAAUAUUGCGGCAUCACAUCCUGUGCAGACAGUUUUUGAUGAGAUUGUCAAAACGGAAUCUGAUAAAACCAGAUUCCUGUGGAAAACGUGCUUUAGUGUCUGGUUACUUGUACUGGAAAUCUUUCGGAGCAUUUAAAAUAACACCUGAAAGAUAUGCAGAAUGUGCAUCAAGCCAAUAAGUUACAUUGGAGAAGGACAAAAUUAACAGUAACCUCAUGAACACAGGGAAAAAAUGGGAGUAAACUGGAUGAAAAAUGUGAAAAAUUGGCAGUUGUUUGAUUCUAUGUGUAUGUAAACAUCAUACAGCAAUAUUCAUACAUUUACUCAUGUGACUGGUGAGACAAGUGAUGGUGAGAGUCUGAAGCCUGAAGCGACUGAUGAGUGUCAGACAGUUGAAGGAGAACAGCUGAAUUUACUGAGGGCAAAUUUUGAAUUUGAUUUAGAUUUUGUCAUUAUGCAUUAUGUAAUGUUUGUCUAUUUUGUGAAAUCCCUAUUAAACGUAAUUUUUUGAAUACCUCAUUAUUUGUAACAUGACAAAAUGUGGACAUGCCCUGUGCAUUUUACCAAUGCUCUAAAUACUGUAAUCCAUCUAUCUGGAGGGUAAAGUAGUUAGAAGUUAUGUCUUCAAAGUUAUAACUUCUAUAACUUAGAAGUUAUUUUCAUGACUUCUAGGGAAGAGAAUGAAUGUGUUUAUGAUUUGAACUUACAACUUGACAAUUUCAGUGGAGAAGAGAAUUUGCAAAUUUGUGAAAAUAUUACUACUUGUCAUUAAAUGUCUGUAUUAUGUGA
This is a messenger RNA of Poeciliopsis prolifica (blackstripe livebearer), 2854 nucleotides long. RefSeq names its product alanine--glyoxylate aminotransferase 2 (gene agxt2). The transcript has 14 exons. Gene Ontology annotation, biological process: glyoxylate catabolic process. Bases 43 to 1596 code for a protein of 517 amino acids. Gene Ontology annotation, molecular function: L-alanine:glyoxylate transaminase activity; pyridoxal phosphate binding. The record is from RefSeq and is a predicted model, not a curated record. NCBI's taxonomy places the organism in Eukaryota, Metazoa, Chordata, Actinopteri, Cyprinodontiformes, Poeciliidae. Gene Ontology annotation, cellular component: mitochondrion.